AUGACAGACUUCAAAUCCCGGGUUCUGUACAAUCUCAAACAAGAUCCCGGCCUACCAGUCUCCAACCCCUCGUCAGCCUUCUGGCAGAGCCCCCCGCACGCACUGGCCAACACUCAAUCUGCCCAUCUACCGGAGCGGGUCGACAUCGCCAUCAUCGGCUCAGGAAUAACAGGGUGCAGCAUAGCAAGAAGUCUGUUGGGGAGCACCGACCAAAACACCACCGUCGCAGUCUUCGAAGCCCGGAGUCUCUGCAGCGGCGCCACGGGUCGGAAUGGCGGCCAUCUCGUGUCGGGGGCGGUGCACGAUUUCGCAGGCUUGAAGGCUGCAUUUGGCGAGGAGCAGGCUGCCAAAGCGGCGCGGUUUACUUUUCGAAAUAUCGAGCGCGUGUGGCAGGUUGUGCGGGAGGAAUUGGAUCCUCAUACUCGAGAGGCGAGUGAGAUCCGUGCCGUGACGAGUACCCUCAAUUUCACGGAUAAGCGGGCCUGGGAGGAAUAUAAGUGGUCGGUGGCCGAGUUUAAUGCUGCUGUUCCCGAGUUGGCGGGCAUGGUCAAGUUAAUUGAUGGGAGAGAGGCUGUCGAGACGCUCAAGUUUACGUCCUCUGUGGGCGCUGCCCAACAGCCCGCCGGGGCGAUGUGGCCCUACCGACUUAUCACGGGGAUCUUCGUCGCUCUGGUCAAGAAAUACUCGGCGCGGUUCACGAUCGAAACCAACACGCCCGUCACGGGGGUGACGUAUAACGCGGAGGAAGGGGAAUACACACUCAGCACUCCGCGCGGGAGCGUCCGAGCCCGGCGGGUGGUUCACUGCACAAACGCAUUCGCUUCACACCUGCUUCCCUCGCUGCGAGGCCGGCUGUUCCCCCUGCGCGGCACGAUGACGGUGCAAGAACGGCCGCCCGCGUUCCCCAACGACGGAGCGACGCGCUCGUGGAGUUUCGCUUCCAACCCGACGUUCGACGCGCGAUCAGGCCUGUUUUCAUACGGACUGUACUAUAUGACGCAGAACGCUGCCACAGGCGACCUCUUCCUCGGCGGGGAGAGACAGCGGGUCGACCAGCUGCUCGUCGCGGACGAUAGUGUUAUUGGGGAUCUCCCCGCCCAGAAUCUGCGCAGUCUUCUCCCGCGCUUGUUCUCGAACGGAGGGGCUCAUCGCAAGCAACCGCCGGCCACUCGACAGGCGUGGUCGGGCAUUAUGGGGUUCACGGCAGACUCGAUGCCGGUGGUUGGACGGCUGGAGGAGGAAUGGACAGGACGCGCAGGAUCCGAGGAGUGGAUCGCCGCCGGAUUCAACGGGUUCGGAAUGGAUAAGUGCUGGCUGACGGGAGAGGCGGUUGCCGCGAUGAUGAUCGGCGAGUCUGUUGACGAGUGGCUGCCUGACGUGUAUCGCAUUCGAAAGGCGAGGUUCCUAGACGGCUGUGAGGAGAGGGUGUGGGAGACGUUUGGCGGUGCAUCUCAAGAAGCAGUGAAGAGUAGGAUCUAA
Messenger RNA from Penicilliopsis zonata CBS 506.65, 1479 nucleotides. RefSeq lists its product as hypothetical. The transcript has 2 exons. Bases 1 to 1479 code for a protein of 492 amino acids. The record is from RefSeq and is a predicted model, not a curated record. Gene Ontology annotation, molecular function: oxidoreductase activity. NCBI's taxonomy places the organism in Eukaryota, Fungi, Ascomycota, Eurotiomycetes, Eurotiales, Aspergillaceae. Gene Ontology annotation, cellular component: cytoplasm.